Tricharina praecox is the source of this 1037-nucleotide messenger RNA. RefSeq lists its product as uncharacterized. The record is from RefSeq and is a predicted model, not a curated record. Gene Ontology annotation, molecular function: protein binding. Bases 84 to 914 code for a protein of 276 amino acids. Lineage: Eukaryota; Fungi; Ascomycota; Pezizomycetes; Pezizales; Pyronemataceae. The transcript has 3 exons.
AGAAAAGAACUCCCCCCAUACAGCUUCCCCUCCAGAAAAAAAAAACAUACAUUACCAGCCAACCAGGAAAGCAUACGAAAAUCAUGCAGAGCGACAUCCCCACCUUCCUACUCGACCACAUCCUCCUGCACCUACCACUGCACGACCUCAUCAACGCCCGCAGGGUCUGCAAAGACUGGAACGCAACGAUCCUCUCCCGCCAGCGGUUACGCCGGACACUAUUCCUCCAGCCACCCACAAUCGACGCCGACCUCCUCCGGCAGCCGGUAGCGAUACACCCCGUGCUGCAGCGACUCCAGAGCAACUGGGCCUCGACCUCGGAGCCGAUCGUUCUCACGCGAGCACCAGUAGAACGGCCAUUUCCGAACCGCCAAUGUGUUCACGCGGGGGGAAACUUCGGUUCCGCACCGAUCGAGGUGGAUGGUCCGGAUGGUCUGGGUUGUCCGGAUGAGAAGGACGCCGAGAAGGAUAUGGAAGCUACAAAGUCCGGGCCAACGCUCAAGAUGGCCACCGGCGUGCUACUCAAGGAUUCGCCGGUAAAGGAGCAGUACGCUACCGAGCCGGCUCUCACUACCUUUGUCAUCGUGCUGCCGACUUUUCAGCUGCUCGUCGUGCGGCCGCAGGGCGUGCGCGUGUGGGAUGUGGCUAUGGGCGUCAAGAGACUGUUUGAUAAGGUCUCACGGGAAAGGAUGGACGGGUUCAAUAGUAGUUGUUUUGCGACGCUGAAUGGGUUUCGCCAGACGAAUCGCAUGCGCCAUGAGAGUCUCAGUCGGAAAUUCAUCACACUGUUUCGGUACGACGAGGAGGCUGAGAGCGACGAGGAAGGGGAAUCCGAUCAAGGGACAGUUAUUGAUCAAAUCUAUAAAUGCAACUGUACGCGCACAGUGACAGCUAGAUCUCGUGCGAGGGGAUGAUGACGAAUGGGCAUAGUAUGGCGUUUUGGAGUAUAUUACACAUAAAGGGGGAAUGCAGCACUUGAGGGAAUACGGAUCAUUUAGGUUUUUAUAUAGCGGUCAAUAAUAUAGAGUCGUAUCCAG